Molecule: messenger RNA, 972 nt
Organism: Tuber melanosporum (Perigord truffle)
Lineage: Eukaryota; Fungi; Ascomycota; Pezizomycetes; Pezizales; Tuberaceae
Exons: 1
Coding region: 420-782 (120 amino acids)
Source: RefSeq, a predicted model, not a curated record
UACCUACCCUCCAGCCCGAACUCGCGCAACCCCGGCUCGGCAACAGAAAAAUUGUUAUCCCACGCAUGCGGUUUUCGCCCUUUCCUUCCUGGCCAACCCGAACAACCUUACCCCAAGCUCAUCGCUGCGCAUGGUUUUCUCAUCACGUUCAUCUCUUCUGCAAUGCGUUACAGCCCCGAUGCAAUGCAUUCGGAAUCCGGGAUGCGGUUGAAAAAGCACAAAUCAUGGUCACUGCUUGCUUUUUGAGACAACAAACGCGUUUUUCAGCUUGUUUUAUCUCGGCGGGCUUGCCGGAUUAGGGACGUGGUGGGAGGGUCAUGGAGGGUCACUCGUGGCUGGCCCAUGCUGGGCCAGGCUGGGGCUCCCGGUCUUGUUCUGUCGUGUGAGGCGGAAGUUUGGAAUUUCCGUUCGGAUGGGGGAUGCUGGUACUUUUGUUUUUUUAUGCCUCCGCAUGUACUGUAGUGGACGGAGCAAGUCCAAGUCACGAAGUUUCACUCGAACCACCGGCACCACGGGACGCCGUGGUGGGCAGGCAGGAUACUGUGGCGGGCGAGCGCCACAGAGCCGGGAUUUCUGAAGCAUACUCACUUAUCUUACCCGUGACCCAUCCUCCGCGGGAGCGGAUGCGAGGGUGCAUGGGCACGCAAAUCUUGGAGAAAGGUAGGCAUUCCCAUUACCGGGGGGGGCAACCUAAGGCAUCUGAGGGUCGAACCCUAGCCUCGAGUAUUGUUCCAUACUGUACACGUCAAACAUGGGUACUUUUGGAGUUACCGAUGUGCUAAAAAGUCAGGUGCGCUGUGUGGUUUUCUUCUUUUUUCUUUUUCUCUCUCUUGGAGUCAUCUCGGGGUAAUAUGGUUACGCUCAAAAUUUAGGUGUGGUUUGCCAACUGUCAGUCCCUUUGUGCUUCUUUACAAGUAACUCCUGUAGGCAUAACUUAAGGUGGAAGGUUGAAACGGCUGGUUGGUAUGGGGG